UUUCCAGAAAUUUUUUUUGACUUUACAAGAGACCCUGUAAAUGGAGGUACGUAUCAUUCGUACAAAAGCCUCAAAUGUCGGAGGUGAUAAAAACUCGUAACAUUUGUUUUGCUCUCUACGCUAUCACAGUCUUUUAUACUCUGUUAUGUUUUGAAUUCCAAGCAGUCGACCUUGAGGCAUGAGUUUUUCUCACCUGCGAGGACUUCUUUGAAUACUUCAAAAGCACUUCAGCUGACAUAAUUCAUCAGUUGUCACUUAGUUUUCGUUUUCUCAACAAGUUUGCUGUCAUCCAUUAACAUGGGAGGAUUUUCGAGGGACAAUCAAAAGUUCGACUCUUGAAAGCGAGUCGAAAAAAGAAGAUCGAAAAGGCUCGACUUUUCUCUAAAAUAUAAGGAAAUAUUCUGAACGAUUCAUCAGCUGUCACAUUCAAAAGUACAAUGAAGUUCUCCGUUAAAUUAGGGAUAAUGGGGCUAAUGGGAACAUUGCUCAUUUUUUCUUAUGACUAUCUCAUCAGAAACGUAACAUCCUAUGCUGAGGUUGCAUCCUAUGGAACCGGAGACGCUAUCGAAAAGCCACAAUCAAUAAUCACUGAAGAUGUCAUAAAAUUGGCCGUGGAGAUUGUACAGAAAACAGAAGGCCUGAGUCCGGAUGUGGGUAAUCGUCUGAUCCGAGAGCUCGUUUACCAAUUCAACAAAAUUUUAAAACCUGCCCCAGAAAACAAAAUCGAGAGCAAAGAAACGAAUAAGCAACGUACAUCGUCGCAGAUUUCGAGAUCGACUUCAGUCGAUAAUAAACACGACACCAAAAAAAAGGAUCUUGAGCCAUUGUACAUAAUAACACCGACGUUUCGAAGACCCGAACAAAUGGCCGAACUAACGAGAUUGUCACAAACCCUCAUGCUCGUCGAGAAUCUUCAUUGGCUCGUGAUCGAAGAUGCAAAAAUGUUGUCUCCUCAGAUCGCACGGUUCUUGAGUCGUACGGGCCUUGUUUUUGAACACCUUGUUGCGCCCAUGCUUAAAGAAUUCGAGAACUUGAACGAAUCGAAUGGCAGACCACGCGGAUCCGUCUGCAGAAAUCGUGGUCUCGAGUGGAUCAGAGCGAAUGCGACGAAUGGCGUUUUCUAUUUCGCCGACGACGACAACACCUACCACAUCGAUCUGUUUAAAGAGAUAAGAAGAACAAAAAAAGUUUCGAUGUUCCCGGUGGGCCUGUGCACACUUUUUGGAGUAAGUUCGCCAAUCGUAAAAAACGGUAAAUUCGCGGGUUUUUACGACUCCUUCACAGCUGGUAGGCAGUUCAUGGUGGACAUGGCGGGUUUCGCAGUGAGCGUUGAUUUCUUUCUCAAGAGACCCAAUUCGAAAAUGCCCCAUUCACGUGGUACACAGGAAAACGGUUUUCUCAAGAGUCUCGCUCCAUUCGAGCCUCGGGAAGCCGAAUUAUUGGCUGACAAUUGCACAAGGAUACUCGUAUGGCAUACCCAAACGAAGGAAAAUCGACCAAGCGCACCCCUCGACAUGACAUUGUAUAAUUCAACAAAUUUAGUUCUUCUUAAGCAACAAAUGGUUUAA
This is a messenger RNA of Venturia canescens, 1568 nucleotides long. Its product is annotated as galactosylgalactosylxylosylprotein 3-beta-glucuronosyltransferase P-like. The record is from RefSeq and is a predicted model, not a curated record. Gene Ontology annotation, molecular function: galactosylgalactosylxylosylprotein 3-beta-glucuronosyltransferase activity. NCBI's taxonomy places the organism in Eukaryota, Metazoa, Arthropoda, Insecta, Hymenoptera, Ichneumonidae. The coding region runs from base 438 to 1568 and encodes 376 amino acids. The transcript has 5 exons. Gene Ontology annotation, cellular component: Golgi membrane. Gene Ontology annotation, biological process: carbohydrate metabolic process; chondroitin sulfate proteoglycan biosynthetic process.